This is a messenger RNA of Haliotis rufescens (red abalone), 1991 nucleotides long. RefSeq lists its product as uncharacterized. NCBI's taxonomy places the organism in Eukaryota, Metazoa, Mollusca, Gastropoda, Lepetellida, Haliotidae. The transcript is spliced from 6 exons. The coding region runs from base 97 to 930 and encodes 277 amino acids. The record is from RefSeq and is a predicted model, not a curated record.
GCCAGAUGAUUGUCAGUGAUACUAAUCACCGUCAAUUGCUCAUAACGCACUUGAUGUAUAGAGCACGGGCAGUUUCAGAAUGUAACACAUAGCGAAAUGGACAUAGCUAUUCUCUAUAUAUCUGUCAUGCAUUUGGCAAUCUCGCAUACCUGUCCACAAGAACACGAAGAUAACUUAAUUUUUGACAUCUGCCAAACUCACACAGAGGUAGCGAAUGUUUCAACAUCCGGGUACCUCCGUCUUCGUGUCGGGUCAUCACUGCUGGACUGCAACUGUACACUGUCCACGCCACGCCCUGACCACCUCCACGUGGGACUAUACACAAAUGGCUACUUCCCCCACAGCUUCAACCUGUUCGCGGGGCCGGUCAACAAGAUAGCCGUCAACGCGGGUAUAGUGGGGAAGGGGGUGGGGAGUGGGGCGGUCAGCAGCACCCAGCCCUGGCAACUGAACCUCAGCAGGAACUGGCAUAUCAAGCAGGGCAGUCAGACCAGCCAGAAUGAGAGUCUUUGUCUGGGAUAUAGCGUCAGUGGCGUGGACGUAUCAGUCAAGUGCAACGCUUCAUUUUACAAACAUGGAAGAACUGCUUCGCCUUUCUUGAAGAAAGUGACGCUGGGGUUGGCCAUCUUGGUGCCUGUUCUCCUGGUUCUCCUGCUUACUGUCAUCAUAAUCGCUUACGGAGUCUACAGUAGAAGCAAAUCCCGAGCGGAAUAUGAACUCAAGAGCAUUCCCUUCGAAACACAAACAACAUCAUCAAAAAAUACUCCAUCUUUGACAAGAACCUUCAAAACUAACCCGGAUGUGUGUGCGGGUCACGUGACAGACUCUGACUCGAGGGACGGGGAAUGGGAGUUCCCCAUGCCCCCACCAGAGGCGUACACAGAAGCGGAACAAUGGUCACCAGAGAACGACAGAAAUGUACCAACAUAACCAUCUGUCAGAGACGAAGGACAUAUUAUAAUCAGUGAUGUGGUGACGUGUAUAUAUUACAUUAAGUCGUUAACUUCAGUGUAUAACUUGUGCACGCCGAUCGUUACUUGUCAUUUGAAAAGAAAGUAUCUUGACAGUCUGAAAAUUCCCACAUUCCCGACUGUACAAUUUGGUAUAGACAGUGAUAAGUGGAUACUGAACUUUGAUUUGAAACAGAUUUACUCGUAAGUUUCCAAAACAUUAUCAUUUAUUCAACAGUUUUUUUAUUUAACUCUGACUCUGCGAUGUGAAAUGAGAAAAGAAAAUAUGAAUAGCAAAUGGCCUUUGUCUCUAUUAAAAUGUGAUUCUUGCUUCUUGAAAUACAAUUAGGAAUCCAAAGUAAAUUCACUGCUAUGGUAAAUGAACGACAUUCUUGAAAUAUGGUAAGCAUGGUAACUGAACACGCAGUUAACACCUUGCGUGAUCACGUGGCUGGAAUUAAUAGAAUUCACACUGGACAUUGAACUUUCCUUUUUAAGACCGUCCAAAAACCUCAGCAAAAAUGCAUUCUUUCCAAACAUUGGUCUAUAUUAAAGGAUUAGGGUUUUUUUCCCAGCAGCAUUGGUAUUUUAUAUGUGAGUGAGUGAGCAUGGUUUUACGGCGCUUUUAGCAAUAUUUCAGCAAUAUCACGGCGGGUAUUUUAUAGGAAGUGUAACAGACAAAGAAGUGGUCACUGAAAGACUUAAUUGUGUUUUUAUACAGGACUGGCAUUCCUCAUUGUCAAAUGUUUUCUUCCUUUUAGCCAUUUCUCAAUGUUGAAUUAUAUCUGGAAGAAAUUACCAUUACAAAAUUUAGAAUAUCAUUGUCAAAGUAGCGUUGCAUUUCCCUUGAAUCUCCUCAUAGGAACGAGGUGGUACUAUAAUAUUCCAAGACAUGAAAUGAUUUGCCAGUUCCUCAUUGGUAUGAUGAGGAGUCAUUAUGUAUCGAUUUGUUACGUUAACAAAGGAAAGUGUUAUUCAUCCAACACUGUUUUAUUUUAAUUCAUUAACGUCUUCAUCAUGAAAAAGUAAUACAAAUGUUUG